Molecule: messenger RNA, 1299 nt
Organism: Paramisgurnus dabryanus
Lineage: Eukaryota; Metazoa; Chordata; Actinopteri; Cypriniformes; Cobitidae
Product: polymeric immunoglobulin receptor-like
Cellular component (GO): plasma membrane
Molecular function (GO): transmembrane signaling receptor activity
Source: RefSeq, a predicted model, not a curated record
CCAACUCAGAUCAUCACAUGGCUCAUCAUCUGAUUCUCUUUAUUAUUUUACUUUACAUAGCAGUUACCGUGAGCAUUACAACACUAUACCAUGUUAGUGUAAGAGAAGGAGGAACAGUUACUAUCCCAUGUCUAUAUGACAGUCGCUAUAAACUCAACCCAAAAUAUUGGUGUACUGGGACAUUUUGGAGCCUGUGCACUAUAACGGCACAUACAGGACAUACAGACAAAACAGGAAAAUGGCUGAUAACAGACGACCUAUCCAAAAACAUUUUUACAGUUCAACUCAAUAAUCUGACAACCUUUGACUCUGGAUUUCACUGGUGUGGUGUGGGCAUUAAAGACAGCCUAGAUGAGAAAGCAAAGUUGUUUAUAACUGUUCAAACAGCUCCUGAUGUCUCUGUGAUGUCCAGCAGUGUAACUGUAGAUGAAGGUGGUAAUAUCAGUGUACAGUGUCUCUACACUUCUACAUAUGAGAAUAAACACAAACAGUGGUGCAGAUUUAAAGACAAGAAAUGUGACACAGUGGGAAAAUCUGGCACAUCCCAGUAUUCAGUUGAGAUCAGUGAUGAUGGGAGAGGAUCUUUGACUGUGGUGAUGUCUGGACUGAUGAAGAGUGAUUCUGGCUGGUAUUACUGCUCUGUAGGAGAUCUACAGGCUCCUGUUCAACUCAUUGUUCAAUUGAACAGUACAUCUCAGAAAGAUUUAAGGUUGGAUAAUGUUGCUGCUCCCAUUAUCAGCUCUGAAUGCAAAAACCACCCAAUCAUUAUAAAUAAUACAGAAGACAAUACGUGUCCAUCGACUGACCACCGCAAUGGGAUUUUACAGUUUCUCUGGAUAACUGGUCUACUAAUGCUGCUACUGGUGGUGGCUUUGUUAACCUGGUGGAUUAAACGAAAACAAAAUGGGGAUACGCCAGAUCCCAGUUCUGUGGCAGAGAGAUCUGUCUGGUACGGUACUGUUGUCUUCAAGAAAGCAAACAACGGCUCUAUUGUAAGCUUACAAGAACCACAUCCCAGUUCUGUGGAAGAAAGAUCUGUCUGGUACAGUACUAUAGUCUUCAAGAAAGCAAAAGAAGAUGAAGAUGACGACGUCUUUAUUGGCUGUUCUACUGAAAAGGGUGAUGAAGUGAUCUACAGUGCAGUAAAAUAUCUUAAAUAACAGGAGAAACAACUGACAAAAGCUCUCACCUGUGACUCUCAGCACCUGCAGGCUCACAAGGGGUUUGAGUGAAGCAGGACUCAGAGUCCUUAGGUUGUUUCUGCUGAGGUCCAGAAGAGCCAGAGACGACAGACCCACA